This is a messenger RNA of Strongylus vulgaris, 180 nucleotides long. The record is from the annotation of a GenBank genome assembly. NCBI's taxonomy places the organism in Eukaryota, Metazoa, Nematoda, Chromadorea, Rhabditida, Strongylidae.
AUGGAGACGAAUCCGCUAAUGAACGGUCUGCUGGCUAUAGUGAAGAAUGAGCAGGAACAGCUUCUGGAGCGAGACAAGACGACAACGACGAAGAAGGACGAUGGAGCGAGUUCGCCGAUGAGCGCAAUGACGAGGCCACUUAGCGCCAGUCCAACGGGAGACUAUCCAGCGAAGAGGGUG